AUGCCCGACGUUCCGCUGACUCACAUCCGCGACGGCUGCCCUAGGUGAUCUGAUGCAACCCUUCAGUCAAGGAAGACUUCAGUGCACGUUGGGGUGACCAGGCGGUGGUGGUGCAGUGUCGAUGUCCUCGGACGUGAUCAGUUCGACUGCAGGCAUGGUACUAGCAGAGCUGUAUGUCUCUGAUCGAGAAGGAAGUGAUGCAACAGGAGAUGGAUCCAAGGAGAAACCAUUUAAAACAGGCCUGAAGGCUUUGAUGACAGUUGGAAAAGAGCCGUUUCCCACCAUUUAUGUGGACUCACAAAAGGAAAAUGAGAGGUGGGACGUUAUUUCUAAGUCACAGAUGAAGAACAUUAAAAAGAUGUGGCACAGAGAACAGAUGAAGCAUGAUUCUCGGGAGAAGAAAGAGGCAGAAGAUAACUUACGAAGAGAGAAGAACCUGGAGGAAGCAAAAAAAAUUAUCAUUAAAAAUGACCCAAGUCUGCCAGAGCCAGCAUGUGUAAAGAUUUCUGCAUUAGAAGGAUAUAGAGGCCAGAGAGUGAAGGUGUUUGGCUGGGUUCACAGGUUACGUAGGCAAGGAAAGAAUUUGAUGUUUCUGGUGUUGCGAGAUGGCACAGGCUAUCUUCAGUGUGUCUUGUCAGAUGACUUGUGUCAGUGUUACAAUGGAGUAGUCUUGUCCACUGAAAGUAGUGUGGCAGUCUACGGAACACUAAACCUAACUCCCAAGGGCAAACAGGCUCCCGGCGGCCAUGAGCUGAGCUGUGACUUCUGGGAACUGGUGGGGCUAGCCCCCGCUGGAGGGGCUGAUAACCUGAUCAAUGAGGAGUCCGAUGUGGACGUCCAGCUCAACAACCGGCACAUGAUGAUCCGCGGAGAGAACAUGUCCAAAAUCUUGAAAGCACGGUCCAUGAUCACCAGGUGCUUCAGGGACCACUUCUUCGACAGGGGCUACUGCGAAGUUACUACUCCGACCCUGGUGCAGACGCAGGUGGAAGGCGGGGCCACCCUCUUCAAGCUUGACUAUUUUGGGGAAGAAGCAUUUUUGACCCAGUCCUCCCAGUUGUACCUGGAGACCUGCCUUCCGGCCUUGGGAGAUGUUUUCUGUAUUGCCCAGUCAUACAGGGCCGAGCAGUCCAGAACACGGAGGCACCUGGCCGAAUUCACUCACGUGGAAGCCGAAUGUCCUUUCCUGACUUUUGAGGACCUCCUGAACCGUUUAGAGGACCUCGUGUGUGACGUGGUGGACCGAGUCUUGAAGUCACCAGCGGGGAGUAUAGUGCAUGAGCUCAACCCGAACUUUAAACCCCCCAAGCGGCCUUUCCGACGGAUGGAUUACUCAGACGCCAUUGAGUGGCUGAAGGAGCACGAUGUGAAGAAAGAAGACGGGACAUUCUAUGAAUUUGGAGACGAUAUUCCCGAAGCUCCCGAGAGAUUGAUGACAGACACCAUUAAUGAACCAAUCCUGCUGUGUCGGUUUCCUGUGGAGAUCAAGUCCUUCUACAUGCAGCGCUGUCCCGAGGAUCCUCGACUUACUGAAUCUGUUGACGUUUUGAUGCCCAAUGUUGGUGAGAUUGUGGGAGGCUCGAUGCGCUCCUGGGACAGUGAAGAAAUUCUAGAAGGCUAUAAAAGGGAAGGAAUUGACCCUGCUCCUUAUUACUGGUACACAGAUCAGAGAAAAUAUGGUACAUGUCCUCAUGGAGGCUAUGGCUUGGGUUUGGAACGGUUCCUAAGUUGGAUUCUGAACAGGUAUCACAUCCGAGAUGUGUGCUUGUACCCUCGAUUUCUCCAGCGCUGCCGGCCAUAACUUCCUUCA
Molecule: messenger RNA, 1810 nt
Organism: Acomys russatus (golden spiny mouse)
Lineage: Eukaryota; Metazoa; Chordata; Mammalia; Rodentia; Muridae
Gene: Nars1
Product: asparaginyl-tRNA synthetase 1
Exons: 15
Coding region: 122-1801 (559 amino acids)
Biological process (GO): asparaginyl-tRNA aminoacylation
Cellular component (GO): cytoplasm
Molecular function (GO): nucleic acid binding; asparagine-tRNA ligase activity; ATP binding
Source: RefSeq, a predicted model, not a curated record